UUUUGAGAAGAGCUGAACAGUGUGUUCCCCAUUCCUUGGAACAGAGCAAAGUCUGGAGUGAUGAGCACAUGUCAGGGAGGAAGCUGGGAGGCCGCACAAGGAAGACAGUGUAUGAAUCAAUUGGCUGUAGUGGAGGAGGCAAAGAUCCCAAAGAAAUCACAGUGGAGUGGACAAAUCACAAUGAAAAGAAACCCUAUAAGUGCUUGGACUGUGGGAACAGCUUCAGUUACCACUCAUACCUUAUUAAGCACAGGAGAAUACACACGGGGGAGAGACCGUAUAAAUGCCAUGAGUGUGGGAAAAGCUACAUACAGAGCUCAAGUCUUACUACACACCACAGAGUGCACACAGGGGAGAGACCCUAUGCAUGCUUGGACUGUGGGAAAAGCUUCAGUAUGAGUUCACAUCUGAUUAUACAUCAGAGACUACACAGCGGAGAAAGACCCUAUAAAUGCUUGGAUUGUGGGAAAAGCUUCAAUGUGAGAGGGAAUCUUAUUGCACAUCAGAGAGUGCACACAGGAGAGAGACCAUAUGCAUGCCUUGAGUGUGGGAAAAGCUUCAAUCGUAGCUCAAGUCUUAAUAGACAUCGGCGACUGCACAUAGGAGAGAGCCUAGAAGUGCCUUGAGUGUAGGAAAAGGUUCAGUGAUGGAUCAAAACCCAUUACACAUCAGAGAACACACACGGGCGAGAAACCACGUAAAUCCCUGGAUGACGGGGAAAGCUUUAGUUCCAGCUGUUCCUACUUUCCUAAACAUCCGAGAGUCCAUAUGGGACAGAAUUAAUAAAUGCCUGGACAGUGGAAAAAACUUCAUGUAAAGAUCAAAAUCUUGAUUCACGUGACACAAACCACACACUGAAGAGAGCCCAGACCUGCUUGGAUUGUGGGAAAGCCUUCAGUAACUGCAGGAAGAGACACAGUCUGAGUUCUCUGUGACUCCCAAUCCUGCACAUCAGUCUCCAGGAAAUCCACAUGGGGAAGAGCCUUUCAUACCCUCAGCAUAGAAAAUGCUUUACUCGGUGCUAACACUACAUUGGCCAUCAGAGACUGCUCCACACGGGAGUAAAGCUUUCAGUGUCCUGGCUGGGACUGGCCUUAGCAAAACUCCAUUUCCUCAUUCCCACACACACUGGUGGCAUGUGGCUCCCAGGUCUCCUUCGGCCCAUAUCUGGGCAGGAUUCCAGCAGUAGCUGACUUGAAGGUGAUCAGGGACGCUCUGUCUUUUUCUAGUCUAAGUCAAUGGGUCUUAUAGUCUUGGUUGGGACACAAAGUGAGUAGUAACCCCAUUUUAAUGGGGUCACUAGACCAGGCCUACAUCUACACUGGCAUAAAUUUCCGGAAAUGCUUAAAACGGAACAGUCUAC
Molecule: messenger RNA, 1363 nt
Organism: Pelodiscus sinensis (Chinese soft-shelled turtle)
Lineage: Eukaryota; Metazoa; Chordata; Testudines; Trionychidae
Source: RefSeq, a predicted model, not a curated record